AUGUCUCCAAUCAAGGCCCCAGUCAACCUCCCGGAGCUUGUGAAAGCAGCUUUCAAUAAGGCUCGCUCCAAUGGCGACUUGACCUACUAUGCAACCCAAGUCACAGUGCUCAACGCCAACUCAACCCCGUUUCAACUCCGUUUCUCCCCCGCGUUAGCAAACAAGCCGGCCGCGCAGAAGCCCAAGAAGACAGAUGAGCCACGCAAGCCUUUUGAUCCUUUUGAGAGUCCCGAGAAGGGCCCGCUGUUCAUCGCCGACAUCCCAUCGUCUUCGGGCCACAACUUGGUGCUGAACAAGUUCGCCAUUGUCCCGGAGCACUUUAUCCUGGCUACCAAAGAGUUCAAACAGCAGACCGAUCCUCUGGAACGCGAUGAUCUGGCGGCAACCUACUCUUGCAUAGAGGCUUACAGACAGUACAGCGAACAACAUCAGGGGCAUAAUGGUGAGCUCUAUGCCUUUUUCAACAGCGGCUCGCACUCGGGUGCAAGUCAGCCUCAUCGGCACAUCCAGCUGCUUCCGGUGGCGCGGAUGAUGGACGGUCUCCCCGACGGCGCAGAAUGGGAUGUGCUGGCGAAAGAGCUUGGCCCGCAGCACAUUUCCGGGCUGCCGUUCUUGACAUUUGCGGAGACGAUACAUCGCGACAUGACGCCGGAUGAACUUCACGGCAUCUAUCUAUCACUUUUCAGGUCGGCGGUUGAUGCAGUGGAGGCUCACAUCGGCGCUGUGAACGAAUCUGGGAAUGGCGGCGCGCCCAUCAGCUACAAUCUUGCUAUGACGAGUGACCGGCUGGCCGUACUGCCGCGACUUGCCGAGGGCGCUACCAUCUUCAAGGACGGUACGGCCGUAGGAAAUCUCGCUCUCAACGGCACCGUCUUGGCGGGCACGGCUCUGGUUAAAAACGAGGCCGAAUGGGAUGCGCUCAGGUCAGGAGGCAACGGUGGCGGCGUCCAAUUACUGGAAGUUUUGUCGAAAAUCGGCGUUCCCAAGGAUGGCGGCGGAGGUCACAUUAAAAAGCUGUGA
Molecule: messenger RNA, 1020 nt
Organism: Colletotrichum godetiae
Lineage: Eukaryota; Fungi; Ascomycota; Sordariomycetes; Glomerellales; Glomerellaceae
Product: ATP adenylyltransferase
Exons: 2
Coding region: 1-1020 (339 amino acids)
Biological process (GO): nucleotide metabolic process
Molecular function (GO): ATP:ADP adenylyltransferase activity; ATP binding
Source: RefSeq, a predicted model, not a curated record